Messenger RNA from Magnusiomyces paraingens, 1116 nucleotides. RefSeq lists its product as uncharacterized. The transcript has a single exon. The record is from RefSeq and is a predicted model, not a curated record. Gene Ontology annotation, cellular component: cytoplasm. Gene Ontology annotation, molecular function: cysteine synthase activity. The coding region runs from base 1 to 1116 and encodes 371 amino acids. NCBI's taxonomy places the organism in Eukaryota, Fungi, Ascomycota, Dipodascomycetes, Dipodascales, Dipodascaceae.
AUGCUUGCAAGAUCAUUCCAAAGAUCAAAAGGCUUGCUAAGGACUACCCGAGCACUGUCCUCUCGUGCAGGCUCUUCUAUCCCCUUUGUCCCACUUGUCUCAGAAACCGGCUUUGUCGGUGCCGUUGGAAAUACCCCACUACUACGUCUCAACUCACUCUCAAAGGAAACAGGUGCAAAUAUUUAUGGUAAAGCUGAAUUCCUUAACCCAGGAGGUUCCGUCAAAGAUCGUGCUGCUCUCUAUAUCAUCCAAGAUGCAGAGAAAAGAGGUCUUAUCAAACCUGGAGGAACUAUUGUUGAAGGAACUGCAGGAAAUACAGGUAUUGGUCUAGCCCAUGUGUGUCGUGCCAGAGGUUACAAUUGCGUCAUCUAUAUGCCCAAUACCCAAUCACCUGCUAAAAUCUCCCAUCUUAAACUUCUCGGUGCUGAAGUCCACCCAGUCCCUGCAGUUCCUCUCGCAGACCCUAAUAACUAUAACCAUCAAGCACGUCGUCAUGCUGAGUCUCUUGAUAAUGCCGUCUGGACUAACCAGUUCGAUAAUAUUGCAAAUCGUCAGGCUCAUAUUGAAACAACAGGCCCUGAGAUUUGGGCUCAAACUGAUGGCACCGUGACUGCUUUUACUUGCGCAACAGGUACUGGUGGUUCAUUUGCAGGCACCUCGCGAUACCUUAAGGACAUUUCCAAUGGUAAAGUCCAGGCAUGGCUAGCAGACCCCCCAGGUUCUGUACUUUAUUCAUACAUCAACUCUGGGAAACUUGAGCGUACUGGUGAUGGGUCCAUUACAGAAGGCAUUGGUCAAGGUAGAGUCACAGAUAACCUUAAGCCUGACUUGGAAAUCAUUGAUGGUGCAUUGCAUAUUCCUGAUGCUGAUACCAUUCGUAUGGUUUAUCGUUUACUUGAUGAGGAAGGCUUAUUCCUAGGUGCUUCUUCUUGUCUUAACGUGGUGGCUGCCUAUGACUUGGCCAAGAAAUUGGGACCCGAAUCUACCAUUGUGACACUGCUUUGUGAUGGUGCCGAUCGUUAUGCUGAGCGGUUGUUUUCUGAAUCCUGGCUUAAGUCCAAGAACCUCUACAAUGAGCUUCCUCCUCAUCUUCUCAAGUACGUUGCAUUUGAUUGA